ACCGGAGUCACCCCUCCAUAAGCCAUAAUAAUUACGGUCCCAUGACUGUUGGGACUCGCGAGAGAAAUUGGCUCCAAGGCUCACACGCACAAGCGUGCCAAGUCUGGAGACUUGAGGUUCGAUGAGCGCUUCGAUCUAGUAGUGCUCAUGUGGUGCUCUCUGUGCAUCGCCACCUCGUCUCCAGCAUCCCGGACUUUUGAGCCUCGAGCAUCUCAGUCUCUCGAACGCUCGACUCCGCUAUAUAAACCUCUCUGAUGCGCCCGGAGUCGUGGUCUGUGCGAGGAAUUUUCUCUCGUUCGAAUUGCUUGCGAAGCCGAGAUUUGCUCGUCUGCUCCGAGCACUACGACAUCCGCUCGCCUUCGUGUUGCAGGGGCUCGGUCUGUUCUGUUCCAGCUCGAAGGGUCUUGCCGACGUCUCAGUGUUGUGAGUCAAGAUGGUGGAGGUGUUCAGUGUGCCGGCGUUCUUCAUUCUCUUUCGAGAGACAUUGGAGGCUUCCAUCAUACUCUCAGUGAUGCUCUCUCUGCUGAACAAAGUGGUUCCAGAUCGAGCCAUGCGGUGGAAGAUGCAGAAACAGGUGUGGAUGGGAGUGGUGGUGGGAGUGGUAGUGUCGAUGGUGGCCGCCGCCGUGUUCCUGUCGUUGUACUACACGGUGGCGAAGAAUGCCUGGGAUAGCAGUGAAGCUCUGUGGGAAGGCAUUCUGAGUCUCGUGGCGGUCGUGCUCAUCACGAUCAUGGCGUUCUCUUUGAUCAGAGUGGACACUUGGCGGGCCAAAUGGGAGAAGAAGCUCACGAAGGUGACCAUCGAGAGUGUGGAGAAUUUCGGCAAGUUCCAGAGCACGAAGAGCAAAUACGCCUUCUUCCUCAUGCCUUUCACCAUCGUCAUCCGCGAGGGCGUCGAGGCUGUCAUCUUCCUCGGAGGCAUUGGACUCGAAGGGUCCGGCACAGCGUACCCUCUGGCGGCCAUCACCGGAGCAAUGUGCGGCAUCUCCGUGGGCAUUCUGCUGUACAAGGGUGGCAACCAUGUGGCAUUCAGGUGGUUCCUCGGAGCAUCCACGGUGCUGCUGCUCGUCAUUGCGGCCGGACUCUUCUCAGGCUCGGUGCACGAGUUCGAGGAGUACACGGGCAACGAGCACCUCAUCUGGAAGCUCCACUGCUGCCACCACGACGGAAACGGAAUAUGGAAGCUCCUAAGCGCCGUGGUCGGCUGGCGCGACGAGGCCUCAGUCGGCACUCUCACCUCCUACUUCGCAUUCUGGGCCUUCGUCCUCGUCUGCUUUCUUGUCCUCAGAAUAAAAUGGAAACGGGACGCUGAGCGAGACGCCGCUGCUGAGAAGGCUGCGGAGAUGGUGAACAGCCACGCCUCCGCUGUGCCAGUAUAAGGAAGAAUGCCCGUGCUGCUCGUUUUACCUCGGCGCCAUUGAAGCCCUUCUGCGUGGAACGUUUUGUGUGGGAUCUUUCAGACUGAUUGUUGGACGCUACCUUCUGUCGGUCUGUGACAGUCGAGCUGUAUUUGGACGAGAUUUUCUACCGAGUGUUACUGGUGCUCCAUAAUGUUGCGGUGAAAACUUCGUCUGAAAUCUGUUGCAUGGCGACAUGAGUCCCUCUGAAGUUUCUGUCGGACCUGACGUUGCAGUGAUCACUCACUUCCUGCGUCAACGACGUGCUCAGAUCGUCCGAUCCCAGCUGAAAGGACGAGGGAGUCCCGCAAAUCGAGCAAAUUCUACCGCAACGUAGCCUCGAGACGACAUCAAGAGGGGACUUGGACCUUUAGAUGAAUCUCAAUUUGUACAUUGGAAGUUUACAAUUUGUAGCAAAUGUGUCGACUAAGUUUUCCUUGGCUCGCGAGGGUUAGAGAGGAACGUCUGUAGGUCAUGUCUUGGGUCGCCGUCUCACGGAAGGGAUGCAAGGAAACGGGAGCUUGAUCCCUCUUCUUGGCAUGGCCCGAGAUUGUGCUCAAUGUUGUUCAGAUAUUAGCAUGAUAUAUACAAGGAAGCCGUGAUAUCAGAAACUCUGCUUCUACCUUGACCC
Molecule: messenger RNA, 2027 nt
Organism: Marchantia polymorpha subsp. ruderalis
Lineage: Eukaryota; Viridiplantae; Streptophyta; Marchantiopsida; Marchantiales; Marchantiaceae
Source: the annotation of a GenBank genome assembly